UAGCAACAUAAAUUAACUGAUGCAAAUCGAUUAACUCGAGUUAAAGUCGGCUAGGAAUCGUUUUGAUAGCCUAGCUUCUUUUGUCAAACGGAAAUACGAAAAAUUUACACCCGUCCUCGAAUGAGAGAGCGCAGGGAAGCAGAGCGAGAACCAAUCGACGGUGUGCCAUCCUAUCGCAUCAACAGACGCCUCAACAUCGUCACAUAUUUGGUGAGUCCUGCUGAAAUAAGUCUCGCAUUUGCUGCGUGCCACUUAAAAACGACGUGUGAAAGUCCGUGUAUCAGGAAGUGGAAGUAUUCUGCCAUCGUGCUCUCUGCAACUUGUUUGACCAGAAACAGACAUUCGCUACAUGUAGCCAGUCGUGUACCGAUUUGGCAGUUUUCCUUUACCUUGAAUUGAUACACAGCCACUGACGGCUUGAAGAAAAGUACCUACGUCGCAUAAGAGAGACCUAAUUAUUGUCCUUGUGUGUCGAUCGAAGUGAAUUGAGCUGAUAUUCAACAGUUUUAGGAAAAAGAACUAAAAGAAAAGCAUAAACUAUCAGCAAUGAUGGACCCGGACGAUGGUGACCUGAUUGAUAAACUUAUGUCGCCGGUGGGAUCAUUCGGUGCUUCCAGUGUUGGACAGCAGAAGGUGAUUGUUCAACGAAAUUCGCCCGUUCUGUUUCCCACAGGGACUCCUCUAUCGAUCAACGCCACUAGCUCGUUGUUGGUACCGAACUCGGUCCCGCUGACGGUUGCUCCCCAGCAACUAUCCUUUGGCACCACAACCGGUCCCGGAGUAGAUGGUGGUCUCACGUUGACUACCGUCCCGACUAGUAUGACGAUGGAUUCCGCAUCGGUUAUUGUGCUCAAUAAAGAAGGAACGGCCACCGCUCUGCCUCCGGGAACAAUUCCGAUUAGUGUAAUGACAGCGGCCGAUCCGAACCAACAGUCGACUUUCUUCCAGACAACAAACAUGCAGAAGGUUAUGGUGACUCCAGCAUCGGGACCCAGUGGAACCGCUAGUCUUGGUGGAGUGCAGCUUGUGUCCACCGGUAGCAUGAAAACAUUGCAGCAAAAGAUGCACACACCUGGCUUCAAGCUUCAAAUUGGAAAUACGAAUAUAAUGUCUUUGCAGCAGAAAGUGUUAAAUCCGGUAACUCAACAGCAGCAACUACCCCAGACCGUGACAAUGAUCCAGCCGAGUACGGCCACCAUUAUUGGUUCUAACGAUCUCAAACGUCUAUCGCCGUCUAUUAAAAUAUUGAAACCCAUUGCUCCGAAACCUAUCAUCAAUAGUUAUACGAGCACAGUUAUCAAACCGGCUCCGGAAAGCAAUAUCCAACCGCCGCCAGCUGCAGCAUCCAGCGUUUGCCAUCACGUGCUUCCAUUUGGCACCACGAUUAAAGUAACGGCCAGUAACGAGCAGAUGCAAAUUCCGGCAACCAAAUCUCAGCAGAUCAUUCAACCCUUAGUCCAGACACAACCGCCCCAACCACCAAUAGUUACCUUGCCACAACAACCCCCUCCAUCACCCCAGACCACUACCCUACUGAGACAAAUACGGCCCGUAUCCCCGGCCACGCAGCAAUCGGCCGGAGUGCAGUCACCCAACCAAAACAAGGUAAUUUUCAACAAGCUUUUCUACAAAGCUCCCGAAAAUCAACUUGGACCAGCACCCACGGCAGGCCAACCACGCAUCGUUCCCGUUACUCCGCCUCUUUCGCCAGUUUCUGUGCCCCAGCGUAAGAUCAUAAUAACAGCCCCUGGAGCCAGUGCCAAUCGUAAACGAAUGCUUUCUCCAGCUACACAAACAUCGGCACGUUCUACCCAAGUCCUGGUAACACCGACCGUAGCUCCCAUGCUUCCAGCGUUGGUUCCGCAUUCCUCAAUUGAACACAUUCCACCAACCAUUCAGACUAUGUUCCCCUCUGGAGGUAGUAGCUCAUCCGGUGGAAACAUAACCGUUACACCGGUUGUUCCAUUAGCCGAACAGCAGCAACCACUUGUUGCAUUCGCCGAGGAAAAGCCACAAUCUAGCGCUGAAGAUCUGAUGGUUCAACAAGAAAUUCCUGAAUCAUCCGAACCCGACGAAGAGUUGAAUGGACAAGGGGAGGAACUGAAGGUGACACAAUCACAUGGCAGCUCGCUAGUGGAUAUGUCGGAAACCGAGGUUUCUUCAACCACCACGGAGCAUCAAACCGCUGGAGAAGCUAAUCAGGAAGAGGAUCGAGACUAUUCCGAGGAAGAAGAAGAUGACGAUGAUGAUGAGGAACAGCUGCAAAUCGAUACCUUCCAGUCUUCUCAGGAAAGCACAAAGACCGACAACACUUAUGAGAGCAGUGGUGAGCAAAUUCCAGAAAUUCCGAAUGCAGUGCCGGUUCCAAUGGAGCAAAACGAUGAACCAUUGCUACAAACUCCAACCAAAGAUAAAUCUGACGCCUUGGAAGAUCUGUGGACUGAACAGAUGAAAAGCCCUCGGUUGCAGAAGCGAGCCAACUCCGAUAAUCAGAUGGAAAAGAGUCCACCCCGAGCAAGGCGUCUCUCUGAGCUUCCGAAACAAGAGGAAGAUGGGGUGAAGUUGGCUCAGCAGGAACAAUUUCCUCCGAUGCCAAAACCUUUGUCGGUAAUAAAGAAAUCCAAAAUGAAUCGAGCAUCUAAGUCAACCAUUAAUUCGUCACUUUUAUGCAAUGAAAAGUUUGAGAUGGAAUCUGACGAGAGUCGUAGUUUGAAGACUUCAGCUUCAAGCAUCAACACUAUAAGCCCCCUGAAAAAGGAAGAAACUGGAUCCAACUCUCCACCGGCAUUUGAUCAAGACAAAUUGCAGGCCGCGAUAGAAAUGUACAAAAAGACUCAAGCCAUGGUUAAGAAUCAAACCCGGGAAAAACGCAGGUCGGAUUCCAAAUCGGUCGCCGAAAAAGAAGAGAAAGAGGAAAAAGACUACAUAGAGGGCGAUUACGGGUCAACACCGUCGGAUUUGAUUAAAUGGGACGAUGGAAUCGGAUAUAUACGGGGCAGCUUUUUGCAUUUCCAGUUUAAUCAGUUCGGUUUGGUGGAGCCCAUGGAGAAUAAGGAAUAUCUAAGUCACGUGAAAACAAACGUGUAUGAAUCGUUAAAAGAUCCACUAGGAAAACGUACAGUAGCCGCUAAAACAAACAAAAAGAAGCGUAAGGUCGAACCGUCGGAAUUGAAUUAUAAAUGUAGGGGCUGUCGUUGUCGAGGCAGUGCCGGUGAUUUCGCCACUCCUGACUACUGUUCGGUGGCUUGUAUGAAACAAACAAAGAACGAAACUUUGCUCUCUAGCAUUAACAGGUCGAAGACUCUCCAGCGCAAGGGAAUCGCUUCUUCCGAAUCGGAAAUGUCCAACUACACACCGCUUCCAACCAGUGACGACGAUUCCCUAGGGAGCUCGCUCAAUUUUGCCAAUGCUUUCAAGGAACGGGCAAAUCUCCCUACAAAAGACAUCGCCGUUCCUAUAAAGCAGGAAAACACGCAGGAAACGUCGACGCAACCGAAAUUCGUCUGGGAAACCUAUCUCACCAAGGUUCAAGGAACUCCUUCGCCGCUCAAUCUGUUUGUCAACCCGUACCCUACGGUUCCGAAUAAAUUCCGACCGGGUAUGAAGCUUGAGGCCAUCGAUCCAGAGAACAAUUCGUUAUUUUGUGUUUGCAGCAUCGCCGAGGUGCGCGGUUACCGUCUGCGGUUAACCUUCGAUGGGUACUCAAGAGAAUACGACUUCUGGGUUAACGCGGAUUCUCUGGACAUUUUCCCACCUGGUUGGUGUCGAAAAACCGGCCGAGUUCUGCAACCCCCACGCGACUACGAAGGCGAUUUUAAUUGGAUGGAAUACCUGAACAAAACCCGCUCCACACCCGCUUCACGAGAUCUGUUUCAUCAUCUUAAAGCCACGACAAGCAACAAUCGAUUCGAGAUUGGUAUGUGUUUAGAGGCGGAUGACCUUAAGAAAUCCGGUAAAGUUUGCGUCGCCUCCGUCAGCGACAAAAUCGACAACCGAAUACUGGUACAUUUCGACGGGUGGGACGAACGAUACGAUUACUGGGUGGACAUCCGUUCGCCGUACAUUCAUCAUAUCAACUGGCACAAAGAGAAUGGGUAUAACAUUACUGCUCCACCAGAUUGGAACAAGGCCGAUUUCGAUUGGGCAAAGUACAUCCGACUCAAGUCGCGUCGUAUUUGCAAAGCAAUAAUUCCAGCCGAUAAGUCGCUUUUUGCCACCCGGGAUCCAUUCGACUUCAAAACUGGUAUGAAGCUGGAAGUGGUCGAUCGCAAAAACCAAAUGCUUAUAAGGCCGGCAACCGUUGUGGCCACCGAUGGGUACGAGAUUAAGGUUUGCUUCGACGGGUGGCCGAAUUUCUUCUCGUUCUGGAUUGAGGACGAUAGCUCGGAUAUUCAUCCGAUGAAUUGGUGCAAACGAACCACCCAUCCGAUCGAGUUCCCUCACAAUUUCCGACCUGCUUCAAUUAAAAGCACUUGUGAGGCACCUUACUGUCUGGGACAAGGCAAUGCUAAGAUUCCGAGUAAUCGAACUCAUACUCGUCUGGCAGAAUGUCCUUAUCGAACAAAUAAUUGGCUGUCAGAGGACCGUAAAAAGUUGCGACUCACCCAUACGCAAAUUUUAACGGCCAAUACCCUUCGGCAAUCAAACCCAUCGGAGUUAGCCCCUCCACCAGUUAAAAAGAUCAAAAAGGAACCAGAAGAAUUACAAGCACCAACUGCGAUAGUACAGUCGGAGUCUGCCAUCACUUUAAUCACCAACAACAGUGCGGCAUCAGUCCCCGCAAAAACCAUCCCCGAUCCGUUCAUCAAAACUGCUCUCCCAGUAAUCAGCGAUUUCGGCCCACGGCUAAAACAAUCGUAUAAAUUGUGGCGCCAAAGCUCGCGGGUACUGGAUCGCUGCGCACAGGGAGCUCAAUCGGAAUUCGAUCGCAAUCCGCUCCGCUGGGCGGCAGAGGAAGUCGCUUGCUACGUUGAACGGUUCCCCGGCUGUGCCGUCGUGGGGAAUCUCAUCCGCGAAGAGCAGAUAGACGGUGCCGCCUUUCUCAGUCUCACCCAGGAGGAUUUGGUCAAGUACCUGGAUGUGAAGUUGGGACCGGCUAUCAAACUGUACAACCGUAUCAUACACCUUCGCCUGGAGGUGGAAAAGCAUUUUCUCAAGUUUUAAAUGUAAUACCUAGUAGUAGUUGUUUUAAGGCAAACCGUAUGAAGAAACGUAGUUUAAUUUUAUAUGUUCUGUACAAAAUUGCAUACGAUAGAUUCACGUAUAUUGUGCACAGCGAUAAGCAUUGAGCUUAGUUGAAGAAAAAUUCAAACGGUUAGCGUAAAAUUGUUGCAGAAUAUUAAUCAUAUUUCAUAGAAUUUCCAAUCAACUAAACAUUACGUUUAUAAUAUCCGUCGUUCUCAAAUGUAAAUAGUGCGUUUCAAAGUUUGCUUCGCCGUAUUCAAAAGAAUUGUUUAUAAUUAGUCUAAAAAUAAUAUUUAGUGGAUAAUAAAACUAUCUUAGCAGUUCUUUGAACUGAUUUAUUUAAAA
This is a messenger RNA of Uranotaenia lowii, 5529 nucleotides long. It is a transcript of the gene l(3)mbt, whose product is annotated as lethal(3)malignant brain tumor-like protein 3. The coding region runs from base 547 to 5163 and encodes 1538 amino acids. NCBI's taxonomy places the organism in Eukaryota, Metazoa, Arthropoda, Insecta, Diptera, Culicidae. The record is from RefSeq and is a predicted model, not a curated record. The transcript is spliced from 8 exons. Gene Ontology annotation, cellular component: nucleus. Gene Ontology annotation, biological process: regulation of DNA-templated transcription. Gene Ontology annotation, molecular function: zinc ion binding.